UUUCACAAGGGAAUCUUUUCAUUGCAGACCAUGAGUUCCGCGAAUAAAAAGCUGCUUGACGUCAGUGAUGAAAAGUGCCCUUCCGGUGCCAGUACUCCUGUGUUGUCCUGGUCUCCCCUGCCGCAAAGGAAAACGCUGAGAUUCCUGCAGAGAGAAGAUUGCGUCAAUUUUCAAAAAAGAAACAUCUGACAAUGCUAUGAUAUCUGUGUAUCCAUUCGGAGACGAGUUAUAUGCUUUCACAGAAGUUCCAAUUAUUCAUAAAAUAAAUUCUGAAACACUGGCGACGGAAGGUAGAGUGAAUGUUUCGGAAUAUGUAUCCAUUGUGAACCAUACGUCUCAUCCUCAUGUAAUGAAUGACGGUACCGUCUACAAUCUGGGAAUGUCUAUUUACGCAACCGGUCCACAUCAUAUAGUUGUUUGCUUCCCGAAAAGCAUGGACCCCGAUAUUUCGAUGUUUGAAAAAGCCAGGAUUGUUGCGGCUGUACCUGCACGAUGGAGUUUGAAUCCGUCAUAUAUGCAUUCUUUUGGUAUUACAGAAAAUUACUAUGUAAUCGUAGAGCAGCCUUUGAGCAUAUCUAUAACUGGAGUUGUUUCUGCCAAAUUAACAAAUGAACCAAUAGCUGGCUGCUUGAAAUGGUACCACGAGGAGUAUACAAGAAUAACAAUAAUUUCCAGACAGACGGGGAAACUUGCGAAAGUUUUCCAGGCAGAAGCAUUUUUCUACCUGCACGUUAUAAAUCAGUAUGAAAAAGAGGAUCACAUCAUUUUGGACAUUUGUAUAUAUAAAGAUCCAUCUGUUUUAGAUGCCAUGUAUGUGGAAACCAUGAAGUCGAUGCAGAAGAAUCCAGACUAUGCCAAAAUGUUUCGAGGAAGACCUGCCAGGUUCGUAUUGCCAUUAAAUCCUGAUAAAAUGACCUCCAGUCCAAAGACUAACUUAGUUAAAUUGAAGAAUACCAGAGCGAAAGCCCAUUAUCUGCCAAAUGGUGACAUUUAUAUUCAGCCAGAAAAGCUCUGCAACCUUGGAUGUGAAACACCAAGAAUAAACUACGAAAAUUAUCUUGGAAAACCAUAUAGAUAUUUUUACGCAAUAAGUUCUGAUGUUGAUGCUGACAACCCAGGAACAGUCAUAAAAGUGGAUACUUACACAAAAUCGACAAAAACCUGGUGUGAGCCAAAUUGUUAUCCAAGUGAGCCCAUAUUCAUCCCAAAUCCAGAGUCUAAGUUCGAAGAUGAUGGCAUAGUGGUGUUAUCCAUGAUAUGGGGUGGAGAAGAUACGAACCACGUCGGACUCCUGGUGCUAAACGCAAUAGAUUUCACCGAACUAGGAAGAGCAGAAUUUGAAACGCGCAGUCCCGUUCCAAAAUGUUUGCACGGUUGGUUUCUGCCGCAGAAAUAACCAAGAAGAAAAAGGCAAUUCUGAUGAUUGUAUAAAGUGUAUAAUUGACAACAUACCUAGUUACUGAAAUAGAUAGCUCUAAUAUUGUA
Molecule: messenger RNA, 1485 nt
Organism: Leptinotarsa decemlineata (Colorado potato beetle)
Lineage: Eukaryota; Metazoa; Arthropoda; Insecta; Coleoptera; Chrysomelidae
Gene: ninaB
Product: neither inactivation nor afterpotential B
Biological process (GO): retinal metabolic process; carotene catabolic process
Molecular function (GO): carotenoid dioxygenase activity; beta-carotene 15,15'-dioxygenase activity
Source: RefSeq, a predicted model, not a curated record